CGAUUUAAUUGGUAAUAUAAAAAUAAAUAUCAAAAAUGGAAUAAAAUAUUGAAAAAAUUUAUAAAAAUAGCUAUGAUAAAAACAGUGUUUUAAUCAUUGGCUGUGGUCCUUCAGGAAUCCUUGCUACGAAGUAUUUAUAAAAAAAUAAUAACGUUAUUUGUAUUGAUAAUAGAGAAGAUAUAGGAGGGUAAUGGUACUUUGAUAAAUACAAUGAAGAAAAUCAUCCAAAUUUACAAUAAACUGCGUUUUAUCAUUAUUAUGGAGUAUUGUGUAGUUCUCUCUAUGAAAAUCUUUAAGCAAACUUACCAAAAUUUUAAAUGACAUUCAAGGGCUUUCCAACUAAGUCUGAGUAUUAAGAAUUUAUGAAAGCAGAAGAAUUUUACGAAUAUCUUUAAGAUUAUUGCGCCCAUCAUCAACUUAAAAAAAAUAUGCUUUUCAAUACUUUUGUAUCAUCUGUCAGGCUCAUAGAAAAGUUGAGUGAUGAAGAAAAAAAGAAUACAGGAUAACUAUUAACAAAAAGAUUUUUAGUCGAGAUUAAAGACUCAAGUGAUUAUAAAAAAAAUGUGCGUUACUUAUAGGCAGACAAUGUUAUUGUCGCAACAGGUCACUGCUCGGUUCCUAACUAUCCAAAAAUAUUAAAUUUUGAAUUAUUCUAAGGCGAAAAAUAUCACAGCCACUACUUUAGAUAGAAUUAUCUUUAAAAAUUCAUAAAUAAACAUCUUGUUAUUUAUGGAGGGAACUAAUCAGCAUAAGAUUUGCUCUGUAUUAUAUUAAAAUAGACUGACCCAUCUCAGAAUCCUUAAAAAAUAACUUUGAUAGCAAAUAAAGGAAUUAUAGAUACUUUCAGAUAAUCAGAAGCUUAUAAGGAGGAGAUAAUAAAUAAGAAGCUAGCUUUGGCUGCUACUGAUGUGAAAAGUUUUGUAAGUGAAAAAUCAUUAAUCUUAGAAUCUGGAGAAUAUGUUGAAAAUAUUGAUAUUUUAAUGUUUGCUACAGGAUAUUAGUACUGCUUUCCAUUCUUAGAAAAUUCAAAUGAUAACCUUAUUGAAUUUAUGGAGGAGAAUGAUAGAAAAAACUGUUUUGGUCCUUUAUAUAAAAGAUUGUUCUCUGUUAGAGAACCAAACUUAAUAUUUUUGGGAAUGACUUUUAAUACUGCAACAAUCUAGUAAAUGUUUGAAAGGUAAGCGAUUUGUGCUUAAAGAUUUAUUGAUAAAAUAAUUAGUUUACCUUCAUAAGAAGAAAUGCUAAAAGAUUAUGAAUAAGAUUUCCUAAAAUCGUAGUAGAACUUUAAAGAUGGAAGAGAUUUUUUUAGAGUAUCUCAUUUUAAAGGAUAGGAUGAAUAUGAGUAUUAGAAAUAGCUUUGUUAACUAGCUUAGAUGUAAUUUGAUGAAGAGUUUAAUUAAUAUGUUAAAAAUUUAUUUGUUCCUCUUGUAGAAAAAACAGUAUUUAAAGGUAACUAUCCUUGGAUGAAAAAAGAAAAAAUUUCUCAUUUAAUUCCAGAGUCUUACAGUCCUAAGGAAGAUCUCUUUUGAAUCAAGUGAUUAAAAUCAUUUAAAUAUAAAAAAUAAUCAUUAGAUAUUAACUUAAUGUUAUCAAGGUAGUAAAAAUUAAAUUAAUUAAAAUUAUCA
Tetrahymena thermophila SB210 is the source of this 1625-nucleotide messenger RNA. Its product is annotated as flavin-binding monooxygenase-like protein. The record is from RefSeq and is a predicted model, not a curated record. Lineage: Eukaryota; Ciliophora; Oligohymenophorea; Hymenostomatida; Tetrahymenidae. The transcript has 2 exons. Gene Ontology annotation, molecular function: flavin adenine dinucleotide binding; N,N-dimethylaniline monooxygenase activity; NADP binding.